UGAAACUAACCCUGAUCCACUGCCCAGAGGGAGCCAUGGCUGCAGAGAACCCCGUGGAAAGUCUCCAGGAGGAAGCGACAUGUCCCGUCUGUCUGGAAUAUUUCACAGAACCAGUCAGUGUGGAGUGUGGGCACAAUUUCUGCCGAGCCUGCAUCAGCCAGGGUUGGGAGGGAUCCGAUACAGCCGCCUCCUGCCCUCAGUGCAGAGAAACUGUGCAACAGGGAAACCUCAGGCCCAACAGGCAACUGGCAAAUGUCGUAGAACUCGUCAAGCAACUGAGUUUACAGGCAGCAAAGGGAGCAGGAGGGGACAGGGUGUGCGGGGAGCACCAGGAGGCUCUGAAACUGUUUUGUGAAGAGGAUCAAACCCCCAUCUGUAUGGUGUGUGACAGAUCCCGGGCUCACCGCGCUCACACGGUGGUUCCUAUCCAGGAGGCUGCACAGGAGUACAAGGAAAGAAUCCAGGCCCAUUUGAAAACUCUGAGGGAAGACAGAGAAAAGCUGCUGGGAUUGAAAGCGACUGGAGAGAGGAAUUGCCGGGAAUAUCUGAAACAAACACAAACCGAGAGGCAGAAGAUUGUGUCUGAAUUUCAGCAAUUGCAGCAGUUCCUGGAGGAGCAAGAGCGACUUCUGCUGGCCCAGCUGGAGAAGCUGGACAAGGAGAUUGUGAGGAUCCAGAAUGAAAAUCUCAGUAAACUCUCCCAGCAGAUUUCCUGUCUGAGUGAGCUGAUCAGUGAGCUGGAGGGGAAGUGUCAGAAGCCAGCGAGUGAAUUCCUACAGGAUGUCAGAACCACCUUGAGCAGGUCUGAGAAGGGGAAGUUUCAGCAGCCGGAAGAGAUUUCUCCUGAAGUGGAAGAGCGAGUCAGUGAUUUCUCCCAGAAAAUGAUUCUGCUAUUGGACAUUCUGGGGAAGUUCAAAGACACUCUGCCGUCUGAAUUGGAGAGAAAAAGAGGAGAAUUCUUUGGAGCACACAGACAGGGUGAGUCUGCGGGUGAAGAUUGCCUUUAAAUUAUGAGAAUAUUCCAGAGAAAACAUCUUCAUGAGAUUGUAGCUGAAGUUACCAACCAAACUGACAGCGACCAUGACACACACAGCCCUAAAAAUAACACAUUAAACGGUCAGGAGAUCCAGGGGC
Messenger RNA from Mauremys mutica (yellowpond turtle), 1134 nucleotides. Its product is annotated as zinc finger protein RFP-like. The record is from RefSeq and is a predicted model, not a curated record. NCBI's taxonomy places the organism in Eukaryota, Metazoa, Chordata, Testudines, Geoemydidae. Gene Ontology annotation, molecular function: zinc ion binding. The coding region runs from base 36 to 1007 and encodes 323 amino acids. The transcript is spliced from 6 exons.